AUGGCGUCAUCUUCGAAUUUAAUCUCCGAUCCCCAAUCGAUAUCCAGCUCCAGCCGGUCGUCAGAAUUAAAGAACAAAAGGCGAAGAAAAGUAAUAACUGAUAAUCAAAUAGAACAAGUCAAAAUCAAUCCAACACGAUGGAAAUCCAUUGCCGAACAACAGAUCUAUUCCACCAAGCUCAUCGACGGCCUCCGUCAAGUCCGUCGAAGCUUCAAUUCUACGGCAAUUCCUCCCGUCACAACUCGCCUUAUCCGAGAGACCGCCGACAGAGUUCUCGCCGUUGCAGCCAAAGCAAGAACUCGAUGGAGCAGAGCCAUUCUCACGUCCCGGCUCCGU
Ilex paraguariensis (yerba mate) is the source of this 336-nucleotide messenger RNA. NCBI's taxonomy places the organism in Eukaryota, Viridiplantae, Streptophyta, Magnoliopsida, Aquifoliales, Aquifoliaceae. The record is from the annotation of a GenBank genome assembly.